AGGUUAAAAGAUAAUCAUGAGGAACUUUUCAACGGACGAAUUGAAGCACCAAACAAAACAUAUAUACUUGAAAACUUAUUUAAAGGGUACGACAAGCGAGUCAGACCUUACUACAGAGGUAAAAAUGAUAUUUUAUCUAAAUGAUAGAAUAAUAAGUAGUGGAAAGAAAAGAGCGGAAGGGUGGAUAAUUUACCUAAUAUCACGUACAACGGAGCUCCGCUUGAGUUUUUAUCUGUUGCAAUACCUUAAAUAAUGAAAUGUUUUUACGUUGUAGGCGCUUUAAAUAAUCCCGACGAGAACUUCCCUUAUAACCAUCCCUUACGAUAAUAAAUGUUAAAAGCAGUGCUUUUAACUUCCCCAAGUUUUGUACUUUCUCUUUUAGAAAAACCAGUUGAUGUGACUUUGUAUGCCGUUAUCGACUCUUUUCACGACAUCAAGGAAGAACAAAUGGUAAGGAAGUUGUUUCUGCACUUGAUCACUAUAAAGACCGCGGCAGGAUAACCCGGUAAUUAAAAAUUAAGGGAAGAUAAGAUAAGAUACUUUAUUUAACGUGGAUCUUUUCCUCCAGACCGAUUUCAAGAGGAAAAAAUAAGUCUUGCAAGGAAAUACCGGGGUAAAAAUUUAUCUUGCACUGAAAAAAGUUAUCUCUCGUGGCGUAUAAUGCUGGAGAAAAGUCUUUCACCGUUAGAUGUCGGGGAAAAAACCUGUCUCCAGAGGCGGGGAAAAAACCUCUUCCCCAAACCAAAUCACCCAUACCACCAACAAUAUAAGUAAAGUUACUGACAAGGCACAUGAGAUAGGAUAACAAUCCACUGUUUCGCGUAAUGAAAUGUUAAGGCAAUCGAAAGAAAAUUUAAUAAAAGUUUGUCGUUUGUGGUUCAUGUUAAUCUUCUACGUUAACUGUCCAAAUUGUUUGUGUGGUAGAAAAGCCAAACAAACUCUUGUGUUUUCUGCAUUAUGGAACUAACAUUAAAAGAUACCCUUCAACAAUGGUGAAUUGAAUUCAGAAUACACUUUAACCUCUCGUAAGCGACCAACCAAAAUAGAAAGAUUUUAAUGCUCGCUUACGAGAAUCGACAACAGGACGUCUCUUCCGAGAAGAGGUCCGGACAUUUUAAGAUAAGAUAAACACCUUUAUUUAUUCAGAAAAAUCCCGUCAGGGUCAAGGCUAACUCUAUUGUCAAUAGGAGCCCUGAAAAAUAGAUUUAUGUAUACUACAAAAGGAGUAUCAUAACAACCUAACAUUAUUAGCAAACAAACUUGAGCGAAUUGAUAAAAAGAUCUAUAAACUCUUAGUUAAAAUUGAUAAGAAUCAAAAUAUAAGAAUAAGAAAUGAAAAUUACAUCGUCGACAUACAAAGGAUCUGCUUUAAAAUUUAUUAUGAAUUAAGGCUGUAUCUAACGUAUAGAUUAAUGAGCUGGGGUACCGCAUACCAAACUAAGUUAAAUAAAAUCAAAGUAAGUCAAAAUAACUGUAUUCGCUGCAUCUACUCUGCAAAUAAAAGAGAAAGUCCCACACCGUACUUUACACUAUUAGAAAUCUUAAAGUUAGAGAAUAUCUUUAAAUUAAAAAUUGGCGCUCUUGUGCAUAAAAUUCAAUAUCAAAAAAAGGAUACACCUCCUGCCCUCCAUGACUUAGUUCAACCGGCUUUAGCUGUCCAUAAUUAUAAUACUAGGUAUGCCACUAAUCAAAACCUGUGCAGAACGUUUUCCAGAACUAGUUAUGCCCAAGCAAGGUUUAGUGUAGUGGCAUCACAGACCUGGGAAGCAACACCUAUGAAAAUUAAGUGUCUCCCCUUGAAUAGUUUUAAAAAAGAAUAUAAACUCUUUCUACUUGACAGUCAGGCAUCUUGAACAACUCUAAUCUGUUACUUAGUUCUAUUUAUUUAAUUAUUUAAUCUAAAUAUUAUCAUUAUUAUUAUUAUUAGUAGUAGUAGUAGUAGUAGUAGUAGUAGUAGUAGUAGUAGUACUGUAUAACCUCCACCCACUUGUAACCGCUAUGUGGUAGUAGCCAACUCGAAAGCUUGGCUCCUUUGGCUGCUACACACUCUUUUCCUUUGUUGUGUUUAAUUCGAUGUAUAGUUAGGUCUGUUUUUUUUAUUUCUUCUUUUUUUUUCCUUAAGCCCAUGUCAAGUGUCACAUAAGAUCUUGCACAAAUUGACACUAGCCUUUCAGUUAUAUAAGCCAUCCGUAUGAAGAUGAACUGACUGCUGUCAAAAUGAGGUGUGCGCUGACAAAUAUCACAUGGCCAUCUCGCGGGCUAUGAUGAAAGACCAGUCGUUUUGAGGUGAAAUUUUGCAUUUUAGGCACCUCGCUCGAUUCGGCGGUGACUCCUGACUCCCUUUCCCCUGUCUGUACGGACGGAAGGUCGUACGCUGACGUCAUAACCAAAUUUUCUCGGAUGGAUAGAUUACCAAAUUUUCUUAGCUUUGGGGCUCCGCUCGCGCAAGUGGAGCUCCGCUAUAAUUAUAGACCAGGGCUUUGAGUGAGAAAAUUUAAAUGUUUGCGGAUUUCGCUUAACCCGAGAGUGGCGCAAAUGAAGGUUCGAUAGUUUUUAGACGCCACAAAAUACUUAUUGUUAAAAUCAUGUCAAAGUUCUUUUAACGACUUGUCGCACCUUUCUGUGUACUUACUUUUUCCUUUAAAGGAAUACAAGGUUGAGGUCGUGCUUAAAGAAAACUGGAAGGAUCCAAGACUUGCUUAUGGGAACGCCUCAUGGUUUGUCCGCCUAAAAGGUAACACGCUGGCCAAGGUUUGGUAUCCUGACACAAUGAUUGAAAACUCUAGAAAACAUGAAGUAGACGACAAGACAAGAACCGCUUACCUUUUCGGGGACGGUACAAUUUUCAUGUCUGAGUGGUAAGUUUGAUUGAUUGACUCGGCUAUCAAACGAGGCUGAGGAGCCUUUGAGGAGUAUGUGGUUCAGAUAAUCUGAACAUGGCGCUGCUGUUUGUUACACAACUCAAGGCCAGAUUUAGUCUCACUUUUUGCAAAACCUUCUUUUUUUUCACUUCGAUCAGCAACUCCUCGAGGGACCCAGGGUGGGGCAGUGGUGAAACCAUUCGUCUCGCACCAGUGUGGCUCGGAUUCAAAUCCCGGCGUCGACACCAUAUGUGGAUUGACUCUGCUCCGAGAGGUUUAUCUCUCCGGAUACUCAGGUUUUCCCCCUCUCCUCAAGAACCAACAUUUUCAAAUUCUAAUUCGACCAGGAACCAAAUAGAGGAAGAAUCAAUAGGUGGAUCAUGUGCUACCUGUAAAUUGUUAUUUAUUUAGCCUUGGUGUUCUUCGUGAUAGGCGAUAACAUGUUAUUAAUCAAUCAACUUACUUUGUUUUUAGGAUUAAAGGAACACUUUCAAGCCAUAUGGAGUUCCACAGCUACCCCAUGGAUGUCCAGACCUUGAGGAUCCAAUUCGCUGCUUGUGUGUUCAUCAUUGGUUUACAUAUAACUAUUAAUAUGAAUAAUAUUCAUUUUGCCUUUCUGGCAAAAAAAAAAAUAGCUAGGAGGAGGAGUAAACUUCUUUUGGAUCGUAGAACCUAUUUCUAUAUGAGGCGUUUCUUAAUGAAGUUAUUGCGAUGUUUUCCAUUUGCGUCUUUAUAUACAUGGACGCUAAGUAAUAAACGGCUGCCCUCUAUUGACAGAGUAUGCACCCGACGCUAGCAAAGCCAUAGGUUAGAGCUCUAGAUUCAACUUCCCCGACGGGGUUAACUCCCUGAUAAAGAGGGGUGGGGAGAGGGGGGGGGGGGGUGCUGGUCGGAGAAUUUCCAAAAUAUAUCUGAAAGGUAUCAGAAUUUUUCUUUGUGGACGCAGCUACCAUUCAUUUCAACACCUAAGUUUGAGAGAGGUACCACAAAUCAGUUGUGUGACAAUUAAUUUCCCAUCAUUUAUUUGUUUUGGUUUUAAGCCCUGAAAGGGUGGAAAGGUACCGCUACAACUCAAACGGAAAGUCAUUUUAGAUUUUUAUACCCCAAGCAGUAGCAGUAGAAAAUCCCCUUCCCCCAGCAGAAAGAAAAAGAUACGACGAGACGAAGAGUGAUGUAUCGGAAUGCUCUUGGCUAACGUCCUUUAAUAGACCUUAUUCAUGAUGCACGCCAUCUUUGCCAGCGCUUUAGGCUUGAAGCAAUGUUACGCAGUAUUACAGGGGGCAAACAAAAGAUAUAUUUGCCAAUACGAGUAAUCGCGGUCGAUUUGGUUUAUUCUAUCAAAACUAGAUGACGAUUUAAUAGUCACGCAAAAUGAACCGUUCAAGCUUCGAAAGAUUUACGUGACUAGUGUUUGCUGUGAGGACAUCUUCGUUCGCUACUCCGCAUCAAAAUUAGUCAAUAUGAAUAUGCUAUUAUCCGUAAAUGUGAAAAGAUCUUCGUUUUCUGUUGUCUAGAAAAAAACAAAAUCGACCGCGAUCGAAUUUUGCGCUGGCAAAAUUAUAGCUCGUUUGGCCCCCUGAGAAACCACGUGACAUUACGUUUAUCCCGUUAGACCUUUGGCGCGAGCAAAGAUGGCGGGUAUCGUGAAUGAGGUCUAUUAGGGACCUUACGAUCCCACAAUGGUAAAUGUUGAAUCAAUGCAGAAAGACUUUUCUCAAAAGAUCCCACGAAAGAUUCGCUUUUGGCCUUGGCUAAACCUAUAUAUUAUCGUAAUAAAUUGCGUCUGUCUCCUAUCCCAGACAGUUAUGAUGACAACCAGGUCAUGUAUCGAUGGUCAAAAGUCUCGUUAACAGAAAAGGAUAUGACGGAAUUCUACGUUGUGAAAGAAACUCUCAGAUUGGAGGCCACCUCUUUUAUUACAGGUACCUCAGGUACAUUUUCUUGCUUCCUUUCAGCGUGGAUUCCAAAAUCCAAGACUGUCGUGAGGCCAAAUUGAGCAUUUUCAUAAUGGUCUCCUUGCGCAUUACAAACAAAUAAUUUGUUCAGCGUUCAUUGAAUUUUACGUUAAGGCUAAAAAAUAUUCCUUCUUAAGAGAAAACAACUGUAGAACUUAAAUUAACUCCAAUUAUUUCUGUAAAUUUCUAGGAACCCACACAGCAGCUAUCGCCGAAUUUCAAAUCAGACGUCGCCUUCAGUAUUACAUCAUGGAGUUUUAUUUUCCUUGCACAGUAUGUACCAUAGCUUCUUGGAUCCAGUUUUGGAUGGAUGUAACAGCUAUCGGUGACCGAGCGGGACUGGGCAUAACAACAGUUUUAACAGAAAUAUUCCUGCUUCAGUUUAGCAGCCAAGGGAUGCCUAAGGUCAGCUACAUGAAGGCGGCUGAGCUUUAUGUCGUUGUCUCUUUCGCGUUCAUCUUCAUGGCUCUUCUAGAAUCGGCGCUGGCGUUUAAGGCAAGCUAUUGGUCUUUUAAACGGAAUGAGCAGGGCAAAGAAAGAGAGGAGAAAGGCGACAAGGUAUGAGGUUCCUGUUUAAUAUAAAGGAUAUGACUGUAAUUGCUGAGUAUAGUAUUGAUAUAGUACCUGAGAUCACGCGCUUGUAGCCUCUACUUUAUUCAAGUUAAUAGCAAAGAACACAAAAUUAAUGACGAAGGUGAAAGACCUCUCGAUCUGGUUCAGGGAAAUUGUACAUAAUCAAAAUUAAUGAAUGAUCUCAUUUUCUCUGAUUAUCGCUAGGGUUUUUCUACCUAUCUAUAGCUUAUCCGCUGUCCCUUUUGUUGUUUUUAAUUUUUUUCUAUCAAAACUGUUUUUACAGACGGGUUAGCCCUAUAAUAAAAAAAAUGUUCUCUAAUCAUUUUUGUUAAAACGCUCAUGACCACAGCCACAUCCAAAUCAAUCUUCUAACACCAGGGACGGAUAGCCUGGCAGCCGUCCAAAAUAUUGAGAACUCCUGUCGGUGAGCUGUAUUCCUGAUUCCAAGGACCAGGUCCUGGUUGUUCAAACGUUAGAUAAAGCUACCCACUGGAUAAAUCACUGUCCAGUGGAUAAGUAUUAGGGAAACCAAAUGAUCAACUAGGUUUCCGAAUUCCACAAAGGAAAAUUUUCCUGUUCCAAGAAUUUCAAUUGUCUUACAUAGGGGGAUGUUUCCUUUAUCUCAUAUUUUGGUUAUUUUCAGGGCCACUCAGAUGGAUCGAUCCUUGGUUCAAAGGAACAUUCCAACGGAACUCAGUUUCACCCCACAGUGCCAAAAUCUCCAAGGUUACAGAAUACAGAUUCUCUCAUUUGCCACCAGCGAGUUAACACGUCUUCAGAGCUAAUUCUUCAAGAACUAUCAGAAACUGAAAGCAGCCAAUCCAUGGAGGAUCGAUCAUCGAUGGCUUCCAGUGCCACGUCAAACUUGGGUCUCCAGAUAGACAUUGGGGCACGAGUGGUAUUCCCCUUAACCUACGCAGGAUUCGUCAUUGGAUACUUCUAUACCCUAAUCUAG
Messenger RNA from Porites lobata, 6344 nucleotides. NCBI's taxonomy places the organism in Eukaryota, Metazoa, Cnidaria, Anthozoa, Scleractinia, Poritidae. The record is from the annotation of a GenBank genome assembly.